AUGGGAACAACGUCUGAAGAUUUGUUUGGGGGUAGCAAGAGGGAUAAAGUACCUACACUCUGGUGUUGGGAGCAUAGGAGAGUAAUUCAUAGAGAUGUGAAGAGCGCAAAUAUUUUGUUAGAUGAUAAUAUGGAAGCCAAAAUAUGUGAUUUUGGUUUGUCAAGAUUAUGUCCAAGAAAUCAACGAGAUACCCAUGUCCCUACAAGAGCUGCUGGAACGAGGUUUUACAUGGAUCCAAUAUACAAUGAACGAGGUAUGCUCUCUAAAGAGUCCGAAAUAUACUCAUUUGGAGUGGAGAAUGAAAAAAUUGUUUAUAUUUUGGCGGCAAAGGAUCUAUUAAUUACAUGGCAAAAUGACACUCGAUAUUGGGAUUGGGGACACAUAACUCAAUCAAGGUUCCCGAAGGUGUGGAUACUUAGAGGAGUAUGGUGGCUUGAAAUCAAAGGCAAAAUAGCAGUUGUGAAGCUGUCAGAAAAGAGUAUAUAUAUAGCGUAUCUUGUCUUCCGAACUACCGAGGAUUCCACCGGACUUGAUGUGCAUGGGAAUUCAAGCAUAACUUUUGGUGGGAGAAAAAUAGAAACUAAAAAUGUUUAUCUUCAAAGACCAAAGGCUAGGGAAACAUGGGAAGAAAACUAUGUGUUUCCUUAUAGGAGAAUGGAUGGGUGGAUGGAGAUUAAGUUGGGAGAAUUCGAGUACAAGCAAGGUGAUUAUGGGGAAGUUGAGAUGGCGUUUAAAGAGGUUAAGUGUUGGAAGAGUACUGGUCUUAUCGUGGAGGGUAUCGAGAUACGGACUAAAUAG
Messenger RNA from Lactuca saligna, 798 nucleotides. The record is from the annotation of a GenBank genome assembly. NCBI's taxonomy places the organism in Eukaryota, Viridiplantae, Streptophyta, Magnoliopsida, Asterales, Asteraceae.